Messenger RNA from Hermetia illucens (black soldier fly), 5505 nucleotides. It is a transcript of the gene bowl, whose product is annotated as protein bowel. The record is from RefSeq and is a predicted model, not a curated record. Gene Ontology annotation, cellular component: nucleus. The transcript has 3 exons. Lineage: Eukaryota; Metazoa; Arthropoda; Insecta; Diptera; Stratiomyidae. The coding region runs from base 1836 to 4094 and encodes 752 amino acids. Gene Ontology annotation, molecular function: RNA polymerase II transcription regulatory region sequence-specific DNA binding; DNA-binding transcription factor activity, RNA polymerase II-specific. Gene Ontology annotation, biological process: regulation of transcription by RNA polymerase II; embryonic pattern specification; embryonic hindgut morphogenesis.
UAGAAUGCUGUUCAGUAGUUUGCUGUGAACUGUGGUGCGGCUUUAGAGAUCGAGCCCGGUCUGCAAGCACCUUAGCGCGAAACGAAUUCCAAUCCGAUCUGAUGCCGUGUCUGAAACCCUUGCUCUUGAAGUCUUGUUGGAUUGAGUUGAGCUGGUGCUUCAACAUAAAGAGUUGAGGCUGAGGAAUCAAAGAACUGAAGCAUUGAGACCCGGAGCCGAAGAAUAUUGUCCGUUUCUUAUGGGUAUUUGGUUUUUUGUUGGUUCCCCGGUUGUUCGUUCGGUGGUUGCCUCAUGGUGAGGUAUUUUUCUCUGUGUACCCUCCGUGCUGCACCGCACCUCUAGCCAACUACUCUGGAAGUCAGCACUCUGGAUACCGACUGGUCUGUCUGUCUUUACGGUUGGUGUCUAUGGAAGCGGGUAGACAAGAUCAGAGAUCCAAGAUGCGAACAAUGCGAGACUACCUAAGUCUCCUCAACUUGGUGUGCCCCCGACGGUGUUCCUCAUUCUUCAAUGUUUCGAAGUGGCUUUCUAGUCAGUCUUAAAGAGUUUAUCGUACCUUGCGCACCUGUGUAAACGAGUUUGGCGGAACCUGAGCAACAAGGUGCUCAAUUUUUUCCAUCCUACUCUCACGACCGAGGGUUUUCCAUCGGUCUAUCUUUAUUGUACUGAAAGUGAAGAAAGAGUGAAGAUUCAGAGCUGUCCAAGGCGUUUGCCACUGAAAAUCGUCUCAUUUUCUCGUUUUGUCGUCCCGCAACGUUUUAUUAUUCGGUCGAGAGUUGGUAGCGUCAUCUGGGUACUACCGUAAAUGUGACGCAGACGCGAGCGCGCAAUUCAACCCUCAUUUGCGUAAAGUGUCGCUGGAAGUGCAAUGUUUUCGCGUAUAGCAUAUUGGAGUUUACUGCACAAGCAAUGAUAACCGUAAAGGAGUGCUAAUCUUGAGGAUUUUAUACGGAGCUAAUCUUCAGGUGCAAUAGAGCAGGUUAGGUGUCAGCAAUGUUACAAUGUCGUCCGUAAUACGAUAGUGUAGUUCAAUCGCGGACGUAGAUAAAACAACUCGUUCCGGUUAGCUUUCUGUGCUGCCUACCACUUCCAAUUGGGCUUUAUGACUUUCGAGUACGGAGUUCAUACGUUCGCCGGGUGUGUGUGGCUAAUAAAAUGAGAAAAAUUUCAGUAGCCGGAGCAGGAGCCGUGUGUAUGGGAAAUGCAUAAUAAAAUUGAAUUUAGAGGGAUUUGUCUUAAAAUUCCAUCGAAUUUACUGCCAGUACUACCGGUAGUCAAUAAGUCCUGGCAUAUUAGUACUCUUAGAGCAUAUUCGGUUGAUGUGAAUGAAAGUUGAAUUUGUCGGAUUCCUAGUGCCCGCAUAACUAGAUGCAAAUCGAUUUAAUUCAACAGAAAAAUUAUUUUAUUGAACGGAUCCGGUUGUAAUAAGAUACAAAAUAUUGGAGUGUUGUAAAAUUGCUACUGAUCCCAGUGUGGUGCCGCCCUGAGGGUGUACAUAAUUCAGUAAAUCAAGUUUGUUUUUGAAUUCGGAGUCGACUUGCGUGUACUAUUAUUGUGUUGCCGUUCGAAAUCAACAUAAGUUGAAUGUAAAAUUGUUAGUAUUACUUUUGAUAAUUGAUACGUACAUAUGUAUAAAUGUAGCCGUGUGUUGCUGGAUGAUGAAUAUUGAGCACGUUCCAAACAUUUCCAAUUUAUGAAAUAUUGGCCUCGAACUAGUGGAUACUAUAGGAGUGGACACCUAUCAAAUGGAUACAAACCGCUUUUGUUUGAGAGGAUUAUAUUGUUCUUCAUUCUAUUUUCACAUUUGAUAAAGGUGAUAAGGUGAUUAAACGAUAAUGCCAACGGAAGGAGCAUCUGUGAUUGAGGAUCGCGCGCUUCCUCUCGUCCGACCGUCGCGUAUCGAUCAAUUCCUCCAAUCGCCCGGAAAUGGGUCGAAUUCAGGAAGUUCUAGUUCGAGCUCGGUCAACGCAUCUGGAAUGCGUAGUUCCUCUGGUGGUCGUGCGACAGCAUCCUCAUCAGGAGCAUCAAGUUCCAGUUACGAGUUAUACCAACAUCAUCUAUCAGCAGGGAUACUCAACUCUCAAGCGCAACAUCAUCAUCGUGAAACCUCGGCAUUUGUACCUGUUCUUCCAUCGAGAAGCUUACGUGGCCCGCCAUCCCUCUAUUCAGGGAUGAUUGAUGCAGCCGAAUCUUUGGGCAAAGAUGUUCCACCUAAAAGGGGAUCAUCAUAUGAACUGAUUGCCAUGAUGGCAGAUAAACGGAAGGAGUUGGCUCUUCGGGAGGCUGCUGCAAUGCUACUUCCCCGACCCGGAGUGAAUCCAGCACCAGGUGCUCCACCUCCACCUCCAGGAAUAUAUCCACCACCCGGAUUUUUAGGUGGUCCUGGCCCAUCUCCUACUGGCCCUGGAACAUUUGCAUUUCCGUCAGCAGCGGCAUCACUAUUCCCACCAGGCGUACCGCCUGGACUACAUGCAAGCCUCGAUCGACGGUUAUUACGUGCACCAGGACGAGCUUCACGUCCGAAAAAGCAAUUUAUAUGUAAAUUCUGUAAUCGACAAUUUACAAAAUCUUAUAAUUUACUUAUACACGAGCGGACACACACCGAUGAGCGGCCGUAUUCUUGUGAUAUUUGCGGUAAAGCGUUCCGGCGACAAGAUCAUUUGCGAGAUCAUAGAUAUAUUCACUCGAAGGAGAAGCCAUUCAAAUGUACAGAAUGUGGAAAAGGGUUCUGCCAAUCACGCACGUUAGCUGUGCACAAAAUCUUGCAUAUGGAAGAAUCACCGCACAAAUGCCCUGUUUGCAGUCGAAGUUUCAAUCAACGGUCAAACUUAAAAACACAUCUAUUGACCCAUACUGAUCAUAAGCCAUAUGAAUGCUCAUCUUGUGGCAAAGUUUUUCGGCGAAAUUGUGACCUCCGAAGACAUGCCUUAACUCAUGCAGUUGGCGAUGUUCCCUCAGAAGUAUUGGAUGUGGGCGAGGAAGACCGUCAUAUGAGCGGAGAUGAGGAAGACACUGUGCUUGAAGUAGAUUCACCUCGUCAAAGUCCUAUGCAACGCGUAGGGUCUCCAAUUCCUGCGGAAGGGAAAAACUUCCGAGAUGAUGAAGAUGAUCUAAACGAAGAUGACGAUGACGAUGAUAUUGAUGGUGAAGAUUUUAUUGAGCAGCCUUUAGAACUUAGUAGGAACAGUGUGGAAGUUUCUGAGGUAACACAUUGUCAUCACGAAGGAGCAGGAGAUUCGUAUACCAUGCGCCCUCUGCAUGAUUAUCGACCUUUGAAGGAAAGAGAUUCUAACCAAGGCAUUCAAAAUAUGCAACAACCGCUCAUGCGAUCGCAACCCAUUUCGACACUCCCACCUCCAAAUCACACCCCGCCAUCUAAACCACCUGAGCCCUAUAUUCCAAUGUUACACGUUAGACGGGAUUUGCACCAUAAGAAUCCUCCAAGCAAUUCAGAUCCACAAGAGCAGACAUUAGGCACUGGUGCAUUAAUCUCCACUCAUCCAGGACCAUCUUCGCAAGUUACAAUAACCAGCGGGCUACUUGAUCCAGUUCCAAACUUCCUAGGAUCUAUUCCAAUCCGAAAACGUGCAAUGGGACUCGAUGGAGAACCUCAUCCAAUCCUCCAUCACCGUAAUUUGUCUGGUGGGCAUCAUCACCAUCAAAACCAUCAUUCCAGCCAUCACUCAAACCACCCUCAUCAUCAGCCACAUCAUAUUAACAUUGGACUUACUCGCCAUCACAAUCUUUUAAAACCUCCUGACGAAGUCCUUUUGUCCCCAAUUUCACCUUCAAUAACUUCGCCGCCUAUCGUGCUUGAGCCAUUAGCCUUGCAUCAGGGUGCCGCUGCAGCACCACCUCCAGCUGUUGUUCAGCCACCAGAAGCUGUUGUUGUCACUGCUCCAACAAUACCCAGAACUCGGCAAAUUAUGUCGCCACCAUCUCAACUCCAUCCAACUUCAUCGCAUCCAAUGUCAGUAUCUCAAACAGUGCAACAACAAACUCAUCCGCAACCUUUGCAGCCUCCACAACAGCAGCCCGCUCAACCUCCUGUUCGUCGUACUGGAUUCAGUAUAGAGGACAUUAUGCGACGGUAAUUGAAUCGAUUGCGACAGCGUGGGUAGAAGAUUUUCAAUCGAUCAGGCAGUACAAAACAACCUGAAGACUUCCAAUUUAUUCAUAUUGUAGACAAUAUCUUUUGAGAUCAUAACUUAUAGAAAGAAUGCAAACUAGGUUUCAUAAGUGAGUUUCUGCUGCGGUUGGUGGCGGGUUGGUGAAAAUAUUCAUAGUGCGAGCGAGGUUUCCUUCUGAAGUAUGACUUUUGUACAGUCUUCAUCGACUUUCCCCGUUUGAUUCUCCAGACCAGAUUUAUUUGUAUUAAUAACCAUUAUUUCAAUCAAGACGAUUCAGCGAAUCUAUACCGCGAACAAUUAAACAUAUUGCAAGGAAUUUCGUCUCAUUUUGAGAUAGUAAUAAAUUAUCUCAUUUUCAGUUCCUUUAAUGGAAAAAUUAGGUUGAAGAGGAUAUGUUGACCACCAUAAUCCAUAAUAUUAUGCAUACAUUAACUGCCGAUUGUUUAAAACAUACCUGCCAUAGCUAGCGAGCAGUAUUGGCUUGCUCCACAAAGGUUUGAAAUAAACAAGUUUAUCUUGAAUUCGACAAGUGCUCAGUACUUUCAUGGGAGCCUAUUUGGUUUUUUUGUUCAAACUAAUUUCGAUGUAGCCCAAUUAUCACCAUCUUCUUACAUCCAACUCGCCAAACAUCUCAAAAUAUGAAUAGAGACUCAUUUAUGUGCCAUAGUUCAUACUUUUGUUAACAAACGUAUGCAAAACGAAAGAUUUGAGCGAGUAACUCGAUAUUUUUUUCAUAUUCAUUCCAGUGUUUUGAAAUAUUGAACGUAUUAUUUAAAAUACAAAUUAUUUAUAAGAACAGUAACAUAGCUUGUAGAAUUUCUAUGUGAUGAUUAUAAAAUACUGUUAAGACCCAUAAGCAGCGGAACAGUUAACUGUUCAAUGUAUUUUGUGCUUCCUACAAGUAACUUUAAGUGGCGGCGAGUAUUCCUAAGCAUCGCGAAAUAUUUCAACUUUAGUUGUACGUUCUUGCAUAACAAUCUCUAGAAAAUUAAAGUCUCAGUUACUGAGUAUUAGUUUAUUUGAUUUAGUAUACCAGUAUCUCAAGUAAUGAAAGAAGUAAAGUAACAUAAAUAUUAGUUUUUACUCAAGAGUUGUGCCUUUGGCUAAGCGUAUUUGAAACGGUAUAAUGUUGUGCAUAUGUGGUAAUUUUGACAUUCUUUAGUAACAUUAAGGAUCUCUAUAGAGCGAAGCGAAUAAUUUUAGAACAUCUAGAUUUCAUCUUAGUUAAGGACUUAGUUAAAGGAGAUUUUUCAUAAGUAGUUUAAGUAAUUAUUUUACAUAAAGUAUCAGAAAUGUAGUUUUAAUGGAAUUAUAUAAGGAAACCAUUUUUUAAAUUUUCAAUUGUAAUAUUUUUCAGUAUAUCAUUGAAUAAACU